GCCCACUCUUGACCGGGUCAGAUGUCAGGCAAGGACCCUUGAUAUCAGUGGCUCUCUCCCGCCCAGUGCCACUUGGGACCUCACAGACUAUGAAUACAGUAGUGCCAUAGAUGAACAUGUACAGCACAGAGGAAGAGUUUGCAAUUAGAUACUGUCCACGAGGCUUCCCAGGUGGUGCUAGCGUAUGAAAACUUUAUUUUGCAGUAAUAAUUCUAAAAUAUACUAAGCAGGCCAUCUCAUACACAAGUGUCGAGGUUAGCUUAAGUUGUUAUUAUAGUCAGUGAUAGUCAACAAAAUUCUUAAGAACUGAAAACUGACCAAUAAGAGAGUUGAGGUGUGGGGUGCAGUAUGUCUCCGUCGCGGGUGUUGACGCUCCUGCUGGUGUUGCUUGUCGUGUUGUCGCUACUCACAGACGACACCGAGGCUGCUCGUCGUCGUCGUCGUCGCCGCCGUAUGCGAGGUAGAAGAGCGAGGGAGGGCGGAGUGAGGCGUGGAGCUCGUAGGAUACGCCAUGCAGCAGGGAAGAGAGCGGAGUUUGUCAGGAGGCGACUGAGGAAGGCAAGAAGGAACGAUGAGGAGGGUAAAAUGAGGCUUAUCGACGGUCGUGCUGAGUGGGAGGGCAACGUCCAGGUCUACCAUGAGGGUCGGUGGGGCAACAUCUGUGACGAUGAGUGGGAUGAGAGGGAGGGCCAGUUAGUGUGUCAGCUCCUAGGCUUCCCGGGUCUCGAGAAGGUUACCUACAGUGGCGUCUAUGGCCAUGUUAAAGACAGAUAUUGGAUGGACAACCUCUUCUGUGUAGGAACGGAGAAGAACAUAACCGGGUGUAGGUUUGAUGGCUGGGGGGUACAUGACUGUGAGAACGAUGAAGCUGCUGGGGUGGUGUGUAAGUCCCACUUUGCUACCACUCUCUCCCCGCCCACGCUGCCACCCAGGGACCAGCCACAAAUUGUCAACAAGACCAAACUUACGCAUGCCCUCGAUGGGAAGUUGAAACUGCGUCUGAGGGGCGGCAGGACGAAGACGGAAGGUCGUGUAGAGGUGAAGCUGCCAGGGAACGGCACUUGGGGUCUGCUGUGUGGUGAUGGAUGGAGUUUGUUUGAGGGUAUGGUUGUGUGCCGCCAACUGGGACUAGGCUAUGCCCAGGGAGCUUUAUCUACAGGAUACUUUGGAGGCAACAAGUCAGACGUUGUCAUCAGCGGUAUCAAGUGUGUUGGCAAUGAGGACAGACUAGAGCACUGCCUCCAUGAUGCUGUUGGUGAUGUGUUUUGUCCAGACCCAACCUCUGACCCUAACAUUGCUGGGGUCACUUGUGUCAACAGAAUCGCUGACCUAGUUCCUGACCACAUUGAGCUGGCAAGAUCGGCACAUCUGGAGGACAAGCAGCUGUUCUUCCUGCAGUGUGCCAUGGAAGAGAACUGCCUCGCUGCCUCUGCUGUCAAGUCUCAGGAUAGUGGCUAUGGUUGGCACCUGGAGACACGCCGUUUGAUGCGCUUCACUGCCCGCAUCGUCAACCAGGGUGAUGAAGCUUUUCGUCCCUUCCUUCCUAAGCAGUACUGGGAGUGGCACGCCUGUCAUAUGCACUACCACAGCAUGGAGGUGUUUGCUCACUAUGACAUCAUUGACUCUGCGGGCAACCGAGUCGCUGAGGGACACAAGGCAUCAUUUUGUUUAGAGGACAACAACUGCCUGCCUGGGGUUGAACCUAUUUUCAAGUGUGCCAAUUUUGGGGACCAGGGUAUCAGCCCUGGAUGUACCGACACUUACGCCUACAACAUUGACUGCCAGUGGGUUGAUAUUACUGAUCUAAAGCCCGGGACAUACACAUUCAAGGUAGCAGUUAAUCCUGAAUACAAAGUGGCCGAGAAGAGCUUCGAUAAUAACGCAGCCGUGUGUGAGCUAAUCUACAGCGAGACAAGUGCAUGGGUUGGCAACUGCUCGCUUGCACGGCCAUGAGUGUCCAGUGCAGCUUGUCAGUCAUCUUUAAGAGUUGCUUCCCCCCUCCCUCCCUCCCUCAGCUUCACCCAUGGAUGGAGUGCAUGAUAAAAUAUUCCUUUCUUACCUAGUGAGAUCACUUAAAACAACAUUUCAGCAUUUAAAUCUCAUGUACAGUUGGAAACCAUAAUCUCUAGCCCACCUGGGUCGAUGCUGGAGGUUAGUACAGCGUCCUUUCUGGACGGGUGCCCACUCUAAGCAUCACGAGGCAACACGCGCACGAACACACAGUCCUCGUGAUAGUUAGAGUGGGCUCCCGUCCAGAAAGGAUGCUGUACUAACCUCCAGCACUGACCCAGGUGGGCUAGAGAUUAUGGUUUCCGAGUGUAUAUAAGUGUAAACAGUAUUUAUGUGUAUGGUUGUGUGUCUUAAAAGUGAUCUGUAUAUUUAUACCCUUGGCUCCUUAUCAUCGUUUGGAAUGCUUGACCAGCCUACCAUAACCCUUGUGAUGUAUAUUGUGAACCACUAAAAGUAGCCUAAAAUAGGAUUAAGGUAAUAUAUACUGUAUAUAAAUCUACUGUAUUGUACAGUACAUAUAAACCCUUAUCUAUAUUCAUAACAGUAUACAAUGUCAGAGAUAUUUAGUACUGUAAUUAGAAAUUAUUUGUAAUAUUUGUCUUGUUGAACUUUAACAUUCUUAUAUUCUACUGUACAUGAUCUUGCAGUUUGUCAGAUUCUCAUUUUAAGGAGUCAUCAUCCCUUGACAAGACAGACCUGCCACAUAUCGUUACAUAACAACCGGUAGUAUUCUUGGCUGGAUGUGACCCACUUGCCCAAGACACUCACUCAAUUACCUACCUCUUCACCACUGAUUCACUGACCACAUCUUUAUGCUCUUUGCCCCCAGGUCAGCUCACUAGCCACUUGCCAUUCUUCUCCAAUACAACAGAAAAAUGAAAAGAAAUUAAUUUAAUUACAUUUUGUUUACCUCUUAUUAUAUUAAGUUUUAUUGUUCCCUAGUUCAUCCUCAAUAUUUUCUCAAUGAUGCGACGUGCAGUACAGUACCCUUGAUCUGAUAUACAUUAUAACAGAAUCAUAGGUUAUUGACUCAAAUAUAGCACCAUUGAGGAAAAAAUAAUAAGCAUCUCAGUAAGAAAGAAAGCACCUUUACUUUCUAAGAUGAUCCCACUCAGGUUGUUUAUCAAUAAUGUUUUACCUAUUGUACUAUAUAUGUUAUAUUUAUUUGUAUCACCUGAAGAUCAGUCCCCCUAGUUUAUUUCACCUGACGAUUAAACACACUAAUGCUACCUGGUGGAGUUAGGUGAGGUUAGAAUUAAGGUGAAAUAAAGCUUGGUGGGAAUAUCAGGUAAUCUUGAGGUGAUGUAUUUAUUCUUCUAAUUAUUUCCUUUAAUACUGAUAACAAGUUUGCCUACUGAUUUCAGCUGGCAAUAAAUCCCGAGUUCAAAGUAGCAGAGAAGACAUUUGACAACAAUGCUGCGGCUUGUGAGUUCAUAUAUGGUUCUCAGGGUGUGUGGCUGGGCAACUGUACCUUGGGUAGGCCGUAAUCUAACUUUCUGAAAUAUCCUGGCAGUUGGUGGGCAGAAAAAGCAACAACCGUAUCUGACAUGGCUCUCUCAAAAUACUAUUACCCUGUAGUUGAAUUUUUUAUUUAAUGAAAUACAAUACUGUACAUAAAACUUGUUUACAAAUUUCAUAUUUUCUUAUAAUCAUUCAGGGAUGGUAAAUAAUAAUAAUAGUACUGGCAGUUACUGCAUUAAGUUGUAUCACAAACUUUAAUUAUGAUCUUGUGUUAUUCAUUAUCUUGUGUGUACUAACACAGACUGCCCCCCUCCCACACACACUACAAGCCCAACAAAUAAAUGAUCUUUGGGAGGCUGAGAGCAACCACUUCUUGUUGCCAAAUAUUUGUCUUGAAAUUUGUAGUGUCAUAUUAUAUAUAUAUAUUUUUCUUUCAAUUUAUUUAUAUUGUGUACCCUUAGUAUGACAAUAUAAAUCACUAAACUUAAUAUAUAUAUAUAUAUAUAUAUAUAUAUAUAUAUAUAUAUAUAUAUAUAUAUAUAUAUAUAUAUAUAUAUAUAUAUAUAUAUAUAUAUAUAUAUAUAUAUAUAUAUAUAUAUAUAUAUAUAUAUACACACUGUACUGUAUAUACUUACCUUAGGUAUAUUUUUACAUCUUAAACAGUGCUCAAUAAUGGUACAUUCGCCUCUCUUGUGCUACUGAGUGUUAGUGCUGUGAGAGGAGAACUUUGUAUACCUGUUGUACAGGUAUUCUAAUAUGGCCCACCCAGUUGACAAACAAUGGUGUGGACAAGUUUAUGUGAUAUCGACUUGUUGCCUUCAAACCUUGAAUGGUGACCAUUGUCUUUAAAGUGCCGUUUUUAGGAACUUAGUUAUGACUGGAAGGUGUGACUGGUACAUAAAUUUGUCCCAGCCACUAAUGUUGAGGGGAAUACCUGGAUUUUAAACACAAUAAAUUUAUUAGUACUGUACAAUGCAUGACUUGAUUAGAUUGGGUUCGGCCAUAAAGUGGGAUUUGUGGAUCAAUUCUUUAUUUAUAUACUUAAAACAUCCUUUACUAGCAGGUUUCAUUAACACUUAUAUUAAGUAAUGCACCAAUACUAGUGAGUCACACUUCCCAUCUGUGUACUUUGUACUUAAAUCACACAUAUUCCGCAUAACUCCUGCAGGUAAAUAUUUCUAUCUCUAAGGUUCCAUUCUUGAAUCACAGGAUUGUUGUUGGUGAAAUAACUGGGUUUUACAGUAAAAGGAUUGUCUUUAUUGAUGUCAUUUUGGAAAGUUUGGAGUAGCCAGUUAGCACAAUUUCUCUAUGAUUAAAAGUUGGCACAAAGUUAUGGUGAUACUCUAUAGUGUUGUUGUCCUCACACAGUGACGUGUGGUUAGUGGUUAGCCUUUGGGCAACUGACCACCAGGUAAUCAAACCUUAGGUGAUUAACAAUUGGAUAAUUGAUAUCAAGUGAAAGAGAAAAUGGACAUUUGAUCAAUGAUAAUUUAUUCUAUAUACUGUACUGUACUUUGCUAAAUAUCCUCUUCUAAUGUAUUUUUAUAACCCAACCCAUUAACAAUCCAUAAGGGAUAUAGAACACAUUUAAUUAUCUUCAACAUUUCAAACAGGGUAUUAAUAAAGAGUCAGGCUUUGUUUGUCCACACAUAGUACAGCAGAUUUUAUGCAUUGAUCUUGAUGUUUUACGCAUUAACUAAUAUGAAAUUGUUUCCGUACAUUUAAGUUUCUUAAAUGAGCAUAUUUUGGGGAAGUCUUUACUCAGUGGAUAUUUCAAAUACAGUACUGUAUAACAUUGUGCAAUGUAGGUGAACUGUGUUGCCCUCACAUAGCAAUUUUUGUGUUCUUUGAAACAGACUUUUAAUUUGUAUAGUACAAUUGUUAUCUGCUGAGUAAGACUUGUUACUAGUACCGGUAGUUGCUGGUGGUGUGGCUUUCUGUUCAACACUGUUUACUCCAGAAGGCUGUGUUAACUCUGUGAGUUUGUAGUAACAAAAGCUACUCGUGUUAUUUUACUUUUAAGGAUGUUACUAAUAAAAAAAAUGGAUACAGCAUUUGUCUCCUGUCCAAUGGGUUACUGAUGUGGACCCAGGGGACCUCAAUUGAUUCACACAUUGUGAAAGGGGUACUGACUAGUUCAGGAAGUGAAGGUAGUUGAGUGCAUUGCUUGCUCCAAACAGGCCAUCAGGUCUGUGCAACUCAUUUCAACUUUAAGUAUAUAAUUUAUUAGAAUGAAGUGAUCAUAAUUAUCUGUUUUGAUAGGAUCUAAAUACAGUACAAAUACUGUGGUUGGAAAAUCAAUUUUCUUUAUCUAAGAGUUGUAUAUAAAGGCCAUUAAUGUCUUACAAGUAAUUAUCAAUAACAGUUGUGUCAACAGUUUGUCUUUAAGAAUGACUUUCCACAAAUUGUUACAUCCAUGAUCUGUUUGAAGUGAUCACGUCUCAUAAUUUUGGAAAAUAAGGUGCUAUUAUAGUAGGGCUUGUGGGAGGUGUAUGAGGAUUGUACUGUUGGGGGAGGUUCAGCCUUACCUCCCUGCUCUACAAGAUGCUUCUCUUAUGACAUACUGUACAUGUAAAAAUUUCCCAUGACUGUUAUUGCAUUAUUCUUGUAUGUUGUGUGAAGCUACUGGCAACUAGACUAGUGUAGACUUCAGCAGGUUACUAUGGUGUUACUCUCACUGCCAUCAUGUAAUAGUCAAGUAAUUUUAAGCUCCACAUAUUUCUUAUAAUGAUCAGGCAUCAAAGUUUUCUGUACAGAGUAUUUUAAUCUCAUUUACUGGUAAAAUGAUUUUGGGGAUUCAUGGAAAUUGGUUAUGCUUACAUUGGGGGCUGGUGGGGAAAGAGCUUUGGCUGACACCAGGACAACUAGCACACACUUUCAUAUACAGUACAGUACAUGUGCCACUUAUUAUACCGGUACUAACUCCCUUGAUUUGUCACUUUUGACCUUGUUAAUAUUAUUUUUGGUGCUGCCGGAUAAUUUGAUACAGACCAUAGAUUAAGAACUGGGUUCAUUCCUGCUUUCUAUACUGUAUCUGCCUACCAUCAUUACCUGGGUUAUGCAACCUGAAACAUUUGUAUAUUGUUUGGGAAAAAAAAAUGUUUUGGUCAGGCUGUGGGACCAGUCAUCAGGAAGCUAAUAGUCUGCAAGUUGAUUCAUAACGGAUAAGACGAGUAAAAAUACAGAUAACUCGCACAAGUGUGGAACUUGGCCGUAACCCAUUAUUGACGAUGAUGAAUGUAGUACAGUGAGAGGUAGAAUAUUAAAGGAUAUCUAGUUCUCAAUAAUAAUAAUUACGAAUGAUUUUCAUUAGUAAGUAUUGUAUGCUUCCCGGGCUGUGGGAGAUAUUCAUGUAACCAUUAAAAAGGACUGUGUCAGUGAGGUAGUUAGUUUGGUACCGAUUAAAUUUUACCAGAGAAGUCCCUGUCUUACACCCUCCCACAUAGCCUGUAGUCAGUUGUUUUACCUUCUCAUUAUCACAGCUCUUUCACCUGAAUAAUUUUGGUGGUUACUUUGAUGCCUGAAUAAUUCUUAUUUAAAUUUUUAUGUGAUGAAUUUCUGGCAAAUUUAAACCUAUCAAUGCUCCAAAAGUGCUUGUGUAAAGUUAGUGGCAUAAAGCUAGUGAACGUGUACUAAAUACUCGUAUGUCUGGCUAAAAUCUUGGAUGAGAGUCUAUGACUAUACAGUAAUUGUAAAUUGAGCAAAAUUAUGUUGCUUCUUAUGUGUCUGAGGCAACCACAACUCAUUUUCAUAAAAUUUUACAAAUGCAGACAAGCAGUGAAUGGCCAAGUUAAGCAUGUCCAUAGUAUCUUUCGAGGUUUAUAACAUCUACAUUUUAUGUCCACAAUUUUUGGCUGCUGAAUUGUACUUACAUAAGCAAAUUGAUGCCAGUGAAUGAAAUACAUUACUUUUUAUAACAUAA
Messenger RNA from Homarus americanus (American lobster), 7393 nucleotides. It is a transcript of the gene Loxl2, whose product is annotated as lysyl oxidase homolog 2-like. Gene Ontology annotation, cellular component: membrane. The coding region runs from base 349 to 1953 and encodes 534 amino acids. The transcript is spliced from 9 exons. Gene Ontology annotation, biological process: peptidyl-lysine oxidation. Gene Ontology annotation, molecular function: copper ion binding; protein-lysine 6-oxidase activity. Lineage: Eukaryota; Metazoa; Arthropoda; Malacostraca; Decapoda; Nephropidae. The record is from RefSeq and is a predicted model, not a curated record.